ACCCUCAGCAUUCACAUCUACAGCAGAUAAGCCGUCGCAUACGUCAUACCACACACAAUCAAACUUCAAAUCAUCAAUUGCAAUAUUACUACCAUGCCUUCUUUCAAGGACUCCGUCUCUUCUACCCCAGCUUCCGCAUCGGGCGCACAAACACCUGCUUCCACAACCACACCUGCAUCUACCCGCGAGACUCUGCACGCCGCAUCAGCAGCCCUCGGCUUGACCUCGCAAGGGCUGGACCUUUGCCCACACUGCUUCCGCGAGAUGUCGCAUUGCAACGAGAGAUUCGCUUUCGCCUAAGCGUCAUGAACGCUAGCGAUUGAUGCGCCGGGACGCGAAGGCGUAAUCGGCUUUGUACAACAGUGAGAUACCCUCAUCGCGGGGAAAGGAAAUUGGAGCAAAGGAAAAAAACUGGGUUUUGGUUAGGCAUGGGUUAAAGGUUGGGCAAUAUAGGCGGCGUUGGUUUUGCAUUUGUUUUUUCAUGUAUAGUGGCGGGCUGGUUCACUCCACUUUGAGGGCUCCGGCAUAUCGGAAAUGUGCAAUAAUUGCAUCACAUCUCAAUUCAAUCAUGUGGCCUACUCGCGGCGAAGU
This is a messenger RNA of Pyrenophora tritici-repentis Pt-1C-BFP, 591 nucleotides long. RefSeq lists its product as uncharacterized. Lineage: Eukaryota; Fungi; Ascomycota; Dothideomycetes; Pleosporales; Pleosporaceae. The record is from RefSeq and is a predicted model, not a curated record.